Messenger RNA from Lolium rigidum, 717 nucleotides. Its product is annotated as auxin-responsive protein SAUR36-like. Gene Ontology annotation, biological process: response to auxin. The record is from RefSeq and is a predicted model, not a curated record. The coding region runs from base 1 to 717 and encodes 238 amino acids. The transcript has 4 exons. Lineage: Eukaryota; Viridiplantae; Streptophyta; Magnoliopsida; Poales; Poaceae.
AUGGUCAGUGCCAAGAGGCUCACCCAACUGGCAAAGAAGUGGCAGCGGAUGGCGGCCAUGGGGAGGAAGAGGAUCACGCAGACUAUAACGGCGAAAAGGGUCGCCAAGGAGAGCUGCGCGACGACCUCAGUAGCGGUGAAGGGACACUGUGUGGUGUACACCUCUGAAGGGGAAAGGUUCGAGGUGCCAGUGUCAUGCCUAGGCAACGCGGUCUUCGGCGAGCUCCUGAGGAUGUCUCAGGAGGAGUUCGGAUUCGGGGGCGGUGACGAUGGCCGCAUCACUCUGCCCUGUGACGCCACUGUCAUGGAAUAUGCCAUGUGCUUGCUCAGGAGAGAUGCCUCCAGGGAAGUAGUGAAGGCAUUCCUGAGCUCCAUUGCAUGGCCGUGCAGCUUUGAUGGUGGUGUGGUGGCACCAUGCAUAGGGCUUAACCUGCAUGUGGCGGCUGCGGGGUGCUCCCGCUCGCGCUUCUCCGGUCUCUGCCUGGGUGCUAGGCCGGUGGAUGGUCUUCUGGCCGGCGUGGUGCUGGAUGGUCAACGACGCCGGUUCUUCUUCGUGCUGCCGCAGCUUUCGGCGCCCCUCCGAUGGGAUCUCCGGAUGGCGACCAUGGGUGCGGUCUUCUCACCAUUGCGAGGUGGUGUCGGUGCGCUGUGUGGUCUCGGAUGGGCGUUGCCUUUCGACUACGUCGACGGUGCAGUGUCGCGGCUGAGCCUCGGCUGA